Molecule: messenger RNA, 910 nt
Organism: Telopea speciosissima
Lineage: Eukaryota; Viridiplantae; Streptophyta; Magnoliopsida; Proteales; Proteaceae
Product: cold-regulated 413 inner membrane protein 1, chloroplastic-like
Exons: 7
Coding region: 16-711 (231 amino acids)
Cellular component (GO): membrane
Source: RefSeq, a predicted model, not a curated record
ACGACUGAAGUAGAGAUGUUGUCUUUUGCCCUCUCCCUCCCUCAUCCUUCGUCCUCUCUUCGCAAGGAUUCAUUUCCAUUUCGCUCUCCCAAUCUGACUUCAUCCCACCAUCAAAGUAAAAUCUGCUCUAUCUUCAACACCACUCACCCAUCAAAUCAAUUCCUUUUUCGUCCUCUCCGAUUCUCUACUAAGCAUCAACAAAUGAAGAAGAAGAAGCGUGGAUCCGGUGCCGUUUGUUACUCUGCUCCUUUUAUCCCUCGAAACAUUCAAUGGGUUUGCACUGUGGCGUCCGCGGUUCUAAUGCUUUCCAAAGGCACUGCAGUUCAAAAGUCAUUUCUUGUUCCUUUUUUGGCUCUACAAGCACCUUCAAGCAUCGUCUCAUGGAUCAAGAGCGACAUUGGCCUUUGGACUGCAUCCUUGGCACUUCUCGUUCGUCUUUUCUUCCCUAUACCUGGUGCGUAUGCUGUUAAACCAGGUGAACUGGAACUACCUUUCAUGGCAUUGCUACUUGUUAUUGUGGCUCCUUACCAAGUAAUGAACCUAAGAGGAACACAAGGAGGUGCAAUCGGUUCUUUAUUGAUUGCAGCAUACCUGGCUUACCAACAUUUCUCGCGGGCAGGUAGCUUGAAAAAUGCGUUUGACCAAGGAUCAAUUAUUGCCACCAUAGCAGUCAUUUGCAUCACUGUCGUCCCAUGCUUGCUUUUGAUCUGACCUUAGUCUGACAUUUCUGUAUCUUGGUUAGUUUGCAUGUAUAGUUGGUCCUUCUCUGUAUCUUGGUUAGUUUAUAUGUAUAAUUUCCUGGUAACGAGAGACAGUUGAAGAGGGAUGUAGCAUGUAUUCUCAAUUUCUCAUAAGGUGUGCUUGGAAAUAUUAGUCAAUAUCUUUGAUGGGCCUCAAACAUUACACCAUC